AAGCAAAGUGUGAUUUACUGGCUGCCUCGGGCUCCACCAAAAAACGAAUUCCUCUAGGAACUCUCCUCAAAAUAAACCAACAGUCGGUGCAGCAAGUACACGUGACUAUCCACCCGCGAAGACCUGCCAUCAAGACACUUUUCCUCGCCGAAAAGAGCCGGUUCAAGUCCAGAAAGGGAUCAGAGAGAUCUAGGUCGGUACUUGCAAUUGGAGAUCACCUGUCUUUCAGUACUCAUUUCGCUGAAACACAUCCAAAACCUGACAAACCUAUUACCGAGGAAAAAAAACAGACGAAAAAUCAAGAAAUAACUGACAAGGCCCUCAAUGAAGAGUUUUGCCAGCUAGUAGAAAAUCCUCCUGAAAAACUUAAUGAUGUUAAGACAACAUUCGAGGCAGCGGAAAAAUGCUAUGUGCAUGUGCAGCGUCACGAAACAAAUCACCACAAUCUGAAGCAAAAUAUUGAGAAAAAUAUCCGGAAAUUUUUAAAUGCCGAUGACUGGAAAUAUAACAGAUUGUCUGCCUCAAUAAUCCAGUUAAAUAAAAGAGUAGAGAUCCUAAAAAGUUUAGUAAGGAGACAAGAAAUGGUCCUAGGUGAUUGCGAUUCUCACAAUUCUCUGUCGUCGUCAGAUGAGGAGUCCCGGGACAACAUGCCUAGUCGCUGCACUGGCCAGGCUCGGCCCGGGUGCAGCUACACGGAGCACUACAGCCACAUCCCCGAAACGUCAGCGUUUCAGAGAUAUGCCCAGCAAUCCAGCUCCUUGUCGCCUAGCAAGGGCGCGACUAUAGAAAAAGAACAUAACUCGGAGCAAUACGGCCGGGACUUUACAACGUACGACGGGCUUACGGCCCGGGGACGGCGCCAGACCGCCUCCGCCACCUCCAAGCGGGACGACGUGCCGCAAGCCGCCGAGAGGAUGGUCAAGAUACGGCACAAACUCAACCCGGUGCGCGACUACAGGCUGAUGGACACUGUACAUUACUUGGCGCAGGGCGAGUUCGCUCCGCGCAACGACGGUAUAAAGCUAACUCCGUCUCGAGAAGCCGUGCUGAGUGACAUCAUCUGGGAGGACGUGUGCCGCACGCAUUGGCCUACGGCCCGCCUGGGGCGCCGCCACACGCAGGACAGGAGCAACACGAGAUCCGAGCUGCAGCGACUGAUCGACAGCCUGCUGAGAGAGCGCGUGGCGCACGUGGAGCGCAGGCGCCGGCGCCACUACAGGAUAGUGAAGCACACGCAGCACAGCGCGGGCCGCGUCGGCAAGACCGGGGACAUCAUCGUGGCCAGCGGCAAGCACAAACAUCACGACGAAGAGCCACCGAGUGGCUAUACUCAUCACGCCUCUGGCUUGAUGAUGUGCAACAACAAAUGGCCCGAUCAUCGGACUCACAGAAGUGACGACCGGUUGAUAUCUCCCGAGAGACGGCGAGUGGUGCAGGAGGAGUGCACGCCGGGGCCGAGCUACGCGGUGCCGCGCAGCCGGCGCGAGCCCACGUGCUGCUACCACGCGGCCGGCACGUCGCGGCAGCCCGACAGGACGAGGAACAUUCGCGACACCAAGGAGAGAUACUCCAGCUGCAGUACCGCUUCCUCGGAGAAGCACAGGAAGAAUCCUCGCUUAGUCGUCAGGAAAGACUCUUCACGCAAAAAGUACCACGAGAAGGAACUAAAUCUUGAACAUUUUAUUUUGCUUCCAACUUUGGUGGUUCGUACGCCUUCUAACGUGAGGCGUCAGAAGAAGUUUAAUGAACUGUAUCACCGUAUUUUAAAUCAGUUAAGCACCGAGCAAAACCGCGGCUCCAAGGAACAGACGGACUCUCGUGGUCGUCGCAAGUGGAAGGACUCCGUGACAUCGAUGGACUUUGACAAAAAUUUGUAACAACUAAAUAAAAAGUAAGAUCUGAACUGUUUGAAGAAAAAUGUGUGUGUAAAUAAUGCAAAUAGGUAAAUAAAUUAUUAAUAUCACACUA
Messenger RNA from Leguminivora glycinivorella, 1968 nucleotides. RefSeq lists its product as uncharacterized. The coding region runs from base 582 to 1877 and encodes 431 amino acids. The transcript is spliced from 5 exons. The record is from RefSeq and is a predicted model, not a curated record. NCBI's taxonomy places the organism in Eukaryota, Metazoa, Arthropoda, Insecta, Lepidoptera, Tortricidae.